Molecule: messenger RNA, 2513 nt
Organism: Aspergillus alliaceus
Lineage: Eukaryota; Fungi; Ascomycota; Eurotiomycetes; Eurotiales; Aspergillaceae
Product: putative FAD monooxygenase
Exons: 3
Coding region: 393-2306 (637 amino acids)
Molecular function (GO): FAD binding
Source: RefSeq, a predicted model, not a curated record
GUUCCCUUCCCCAUUGCCUACUAGUCUAGGACCCUUCCCUACUGCGAUCUAUUUGAUUGCUGCACGAACCUAAACAAAUCAUGUUACUGGUCUCUGGCAUCAAUUCACCCGAAAGUGAAUGCCGUUGUGGUCCUCCGGCGCAAGCUACCAUGCUGCUCCUCGGGAUCCCUGCCCCAAGCCCUCUUUAUUCAAAUACGAACGUGUCACCCUCUGACAUUCACUUUUUCUUGUAUCACCACCCUUCUUUGUCUCUUAGAUCCUUGAUUUCUUCAUGGUGGUGGUGCUUUGAUUCUAUUACUACCUUGCUUCAUAAUCGUCAUUUGUCGAUCCUCACCCCACAACCGUGAAUACCGAAGCAAUCAAAAGCUUAACUUUCGCAUUUUGCCGCCGAUAUGGCACACAGCCAAGAGAAAUAUGAUAUUGUCAUCGUGGGUGCAGGCCCUGUUGGCAUUCUUCUGUCCUUGUGUAUGUCACGAUGGGGUUACAAAGUAAAGCACAUCGACAACCGCCCGGUGCCCACUGCUACUGGUCGCGCCGAUGGUAUUCAGCCACGUUCCACAGAAAUUCUCCGCAAUCUCGGCCUGAAGCGCCAGAUUAUGGCCUAUAAACCCGCUAAAGUCUACGAUGUCGCGUUCUGGGAUCCCCUUGUUGAGGGAAAAGGCAUUCACCGCACGGGUAGCUGGCCUAGUUGUCCCCGUUUCAUCGACACCAGAUAUCCCUUCACAACCCUUGUUCAUCAGGGUAAGAUUGAACGGGUAUUUUUAGAUGAGAUUCAAAAGGCGGGCACCACGGUUGAGAGACCCUGGACUAUUACCGGAUUUAAGAAUGAUGGGUUAGACGAAACUUACCCGGUCGAGGUGCAGCUGAAAUGUCUCGAUACCAACGUGAUCCAGACGGUUCGCUCGAAGUACCUCUUCAGCGGUGAAGGAGCCCGGAGCUUUGUAAGACAGCAGCUUGGUAUCCAAAUCCACCACAAGGAUCCUAUCUCUUAUGUUUGGGGUGUUAUGGAUGGUGUCGUGAGGACAAACUUCCCUGAUAUUGAGACCAAAUGCACUAUUCACUCUGAUGCUGGUUCGAUUAUGGUGAUUCCACGUGAGGACAACAUGGUUCGCCUUUACGUUCAGAUCGCUUCCUCUACGGAUCCUGACUUCAACCCAAGAAAGACGGCGACUGCCGAGGAGGUCCAGGAGACAGCGAAGAAGAUUUUGAAGCCAUACUGGGUGGAAUGGGAUCGCGUCGAGUGGUACUCUGUCUACCCAAUUGGGCAAGGUAUCUCAGAGAGAUAUACCUUGGACGAGCGAGUGUUUAUGGGUGGUGAUGCGUGCCACACUCACAGCCCUAAAGCUGGCCAGGGUAUGAACACUGCGUUCCACGACGCAUUGAAUAUGGCUUGGAAGCUCCAUGCCGUCGAAUCCGGGCUUGCCGACCGGGCUAUCUUGAGCACAUAUGAAUCUGAGCGGAAAGAUAUCGCAGAGACCUUGUUAGACUUCGACGCGAGGUACGCUGCUCUGUUCUCUAAACGCCGUCCCACCGCUGGAGAGGUUGGCUCUGCUAGCCACGCCACCGUCGCGGCUGGUGGUAAUGAUGACGAGGAUGAGUUUGUCAAGACUUUCAAGUCUUCAUGCGAAUUUACCAGCGGCUAUGGUGUUGCAUACAAACCGAAUGUCUUUAACUGGGACUCUACUCACCCUGCUAAGUCAUCUCUGUUCGAUAUCCCCGGUGUGAGACUGAUUGCCGGCCGCGCUUUCACACCUUCGACGGUUACUCGACUUGCAGAUGCCAACUUUGUGCACUUGGAACAAGAAGUGCCAGCCAAUGGUGCAUUCCGUAUAUUUAUUUUCGCGGGUAAACAGGAAAGGACGAAGAAGGCCAUCGCGGAUUUAGGGGCAAAUCUGGAGAAGGAGCGCUCGUUCCUGUCUGUGUACCGGAGACCUGAUAUUGCUGAUGUUUCGUUCUUUGAGCGUCACCAGCCUCACUCCAUGCUUUUCACCCUUUGUGUCGUGUAUGCUACCCAGAAGAACCAAGUUGAUAUGGAGGCUGUGCCCAAGAUUCUCCGCGAUUACCACCACCACAUCUAUGCGGACGACAUCCCCGACGUGAGAGUCCCCAAUGCCGAGUUCGCUGCACACGAGAAGCUUGGCUUUGACCCCGAGAAGGGAGGUGUUGUGGUAACCCGCCCCGACGGCCAUGUUGCCUGUACUGUGCAGUUGGUGGAAGGCAGUGGCACUGUGGAUGCCCUGAACGCCUACUUCAACGCCUUCUCAACCAAGCCAUUAGGCCAGGAACAGCAACACAGUCGUCUGUGAUUCAUGAUUCGCUGGUUUUUGUGAUGCUGCUUGAUGUUUAUAUUAGUAUCCUUGCCUUUCCUGUUUUUCUUUUUUCUUUUUUCUUCGUUUUAGCUUGUUUGUCCUGACUACUUAGGUAUGACCCGCAUGCUUGGCGUUCAUUGUAUGGCAAAUAGAAGUAUUUCCUUUAUCACAUAGAAUUAAGUCUUAACUCGGGUUCGGAUGGUA